Drosophila biarmipes is the source of this 7521-nucleotide messenger RNA. RefSeq lists its product as uncharacterized. Gene Ontology annotation, molecular function: DNA binding; general transcription initiation factor activity. The record is from RefSeq and is a predicted model, not a curated record. NCBI's taxonomy places the organism in Eukaryota, Metazoa, Arthropoda, Insecta, Diptera, Drosophilidae. Bases 1318 to 4659 code for a protein of 1113 amino acids. The transcript is spliced from 8 exons. Gene Ontology annotation, biological process: DNA-templated transcription initiation.
CAGUACUGCUGUGUUUAAAAGCAAGCAAACAGAAGCAACCAUAAGUGUGGGUAAAGAGGCUCUUAAAAUCGUCUGCGGUAGGGAAUAGAGGUGGCAAACAUCGGCGUUGGCUCGCCACACAUCGAUUGCCGAUGCCUCGGAAACAUCGAUAGCAGCGAUGACACCGAUGUUUCUCCGCAGCGACGCACCACGGCCACACUGGCCUCGGCGGAACGGCCACUCUGCUCAAAGUGAAACGGCCAAACGACGAAGACGUAUCGUGUGUGCUCAGACUUGUGCUCUCAGAAUUUUGGUCAUCUACAUUCACCUCUGUCUAGAGUAAAGGACCAAAGAACACAAAUCACAAGCAAUCAACUGAGAAAUUUAAUAACAAAAACCCAAAAGUGCGCUGAAAUUGUUCAUUGAAAGUUUCCAAAUCUGAGUCUAAAACAAAAACCAGCAAAGAGAGAGAGAGAGAGAGAGCGGCGAAAAGUUAACAGCGAAUUCAGCGGCAGAAGCAGAGCAGCGGAGCGCAAGUGCAAGCGAGACGGCAGCCGAGCUCCGCUGCAAGGCAACGGGAAAGAAAGGGACAGCGCGCAGCAACAGAGAGAGGGCCGAGCAAAGGAGACGGGCAGAGAGAGAGUGCGAGAGAGAGCAGCAGCAACAGCGGCGGCGGCCACAGCACCACAAGCCACAAAAGAGAGCGGGAGCGAGGGGGCGAGAACUAGACGACGCGACGACGACGACGACCUACUACAAAAAAGGGGCUCUCCGCUCGAGCUAAGCAGCGUCUCCGGAAGGGAAGCCAAGGAAUAACAACCCAUAACCAAUAACCAUUCAAAUAAUUAAGGACUUUUAAGAGACUGCUACAAAGGAACAACAAAAACUACAAGCUAAUUUAAACAGGAGAAAAGAACGGAAGACUAGAAAUAAUCGUAAUACAGAGUAGUUUACUAUUAGGGAACCGACAGCAACAACUACAAUAACACUGCGAACACAAAUUCUAAUUCAAAAUUACACAGAAAGAAGUAUUUUUUGGCCUUAAGAGCAAACCACAUACACACACACACACACACACACACACACACACACACACACACACACACACACACACACACACACACACACACACACACACACACACACACACACACACACACACACAGACACACACACAGACACACGAAACAAAGAAAGGAAUUUGUAGAACACCAAGCAAGAAUCACUUUUAGCCUUAUAUACAACCUAAAAACAAUUUAGUCUUAAGCCUAGACGCUAGAAAGCGAAGUCGAAGCAAGAGUCCUAUGAGAAAAGAACAUUGCAAGUAAUAUUGAAAUCAUGGGGAGCGUCGAGGCAGAGCACAGGACUCUAGUCUUGAACGAAAGAACCGGGGAAUUUCAACCUGCAGAGGAGAUCGGGCAAGGGGAUUCUGAAUCGCCAUCUCCGCCCAUCGCAGAAUCCGCCUCUCAAGACUCGGAUACGGAGAACCAAUCGCCGAAUCAAACCCCGACCAGUGAGGGGGCGAGUAACACCAAUAAAUCCGGAUACAAGAAGGCAUCGUUCCAGGGCUCGACAGAUUCCGAAAGUACCGUAGGUGGGGAAGAGACACCCGGACGCAGGGAAGCGUCGCGCGAACCGCACCGCGAACCGUCGUACGAUCGCAGCGCAUCCACAUCGAACGGUGUGCAGGAAAGGGGUUCCAAGCGACGACGGUACGGCGAAGGGCAGCAACAGCGACGAGCUUCAACCUUUCCCACUUUGUCCACAUCGGAAGGCGAGGAGCAGGUCCCCAGUCACAGGGAUCGUUACGGAUCCAGCUCGAACGGCGAACAAGAAAGGGGUUCUUUGGACAGCGAAGAUCAGUCAGUCAAGGAAGCACGCUGCAAGAAGCAGCAUCAGCAACACAUACAAAGCGAGGUGGGAGCACAAACUAUUCCAGAAGAAUCGAACGUUAAUAAAAUAAGUAAACCUGUCCUUAGGAUUAAGGAAUCUGACGGGCUGUUGGAUAAGGCACGUCGCUUCGAGAUCGGUACAGAGCAGCAGCAGGAACAGGAGCAACAGCCACAUCGGGAAAAGCAGCAACAGCAGGAACAGGAGCAACAGCAACACGAGCAACAGCAACACGAGCAACAGCAACAGCAGCAAUUGCAGCAGCAACAACCGCAGCCACCGCAUAACGAGCAACACCAUCAGCAGCAUCAGCAACUGCGACAUCUGCAGCAGCAGCAACAACUGCAACAACAGCAGCAACUGCAGCAGCAGCAGCAACUGGUGCAACAGCAACAAGUGCAGCAGCUCCAGCAGCAGCAACAACUGCAUCAGCAGCAGCAACUGGAGCUCCUGCAGCAACAGCAGCGACUCCAGCUACAACAGCAGCUGAAGCAACAGAAGCAACUGCAGCUUGUGCUGGAAAAAGUGCGCCAGCAGAGGGAGAUACACCGUAUGCAACAGGUCCAGGUAGAUCUGGAGCGUCAAAUUCGCCAGGAAGAGGAGCAGCGGCGCCUGGAAACCGAACGGAACUUGGUGAAGCGCAAGGAGGACAACGAACGCCAGCUGCGCCUGCAGCGCGAGGAAAUUCAGAACCGGUUAAGGCAGGCGGUGGAACUUGGGCAGCGCGACCUGUGCAAGGAUCGGCGUAGCAAGCCACUGCCGCAACAGCGCAAGCCCGUGCUCAUGCAAAACGAAAUGGUCAGCAUCCCGGUGGCCAACUUAAACGGCGGCCUUAAGGCGGCCAGCAGCGGUUCCGGAGUGGGAGUGGUGGCAUCCGGCGGCGUCGUCUCCUCGGCGGUGCUGGCCAAUGCCCCUCGUGUCUACCUGACGCCCUCCUCUACGUUCAUGGCCAAUCGCCAGGUUUCGGCCGGCGUGGCGGCCACUGGCAAGAUCACCGGCUCUGUGGUCGGCGCCUCAGCCGGCAACGCGUCAGCCGCCGGCACUGUUCGCUACUUUUCGCAAUUCAGCAAAGUGCAAACGGCCGGCGGACCCAGUCUGCAGAGGAAACUGGCCAACGGGGAUACCAUUGUGCUGGCAAACGGCAACAAGAGUCUGUUCCUCACCAACAGCAGCAGCACCAGCACCAGCACCAUCAACAGCGACAAGGCUGCGCUGACGAGCGUCGCCACCAACGGCAAUAGCUUACACACGGCCAAAACGGAGCUCCUGGAGGAGGAGGGCAUGCAGCCGGGAACUGUGAUCGAGGAGGUGGACGAUGACGAAGAUGAUGGGGAGGAGAGCAGUCACACUGCCAAAUCCAGUGGUGGGGAUCAGCAGCCGCAGGAUCAGCCCGUGGCGCUGACCUCCGCCUCCAACGAGGGCGACGCCUCCGACGACGAGCCCGAGCUGGAUAUUGUGAUCAACAACGUGGUCUGCUCGUUCAGCGUGGGCUGCCACCUGAAGCUCCGGGAGAUCGCGCUGCUGGGCUCGAAUGUCGAGUACCGCCGCGAGAACGGCAUGGUGACCAUGAAGCUGCGCCAUCCGUACACCACUGCCUCGAUUUGGUCGUCGGGAAGGAUCACCUGCACUGGUGCCACCUCGGAGGCUAUGGCCAUGGUUGCAGCUCGUCGCUAUGCUAGGUGCCUGGGCAAGCUGGGAUUCCCCACUCGCUUCCUGAAUUUCCGCAUCGUCAAUGUGCUGGGCACCUGCAGCAUGCCGUGGGCCAUCAAGAUUGUGAACUUUUCGGAGCGUCACCGCGAGAACGCCAGCUACGAGCCGGAGUUGCAUCCCGGUGUGACCUACAAGAUGCGCGAUCCCGACCCAAAGGCCACCCUCAAGAUCUUCUCCACCGGCAGCGUAACCGUCACGGCGGCCAGCGUUAGCAAUGUGGAAUCAGCCAUCCAGCAUAUUUAUCCCCUCGUCUUUGAGUUCCGUAAGCAGCGUUCGCCGGAGGAGCUGCAGCACCUGCGCCAAAAGCAACGCCUGCAGGGCGGCGGCGAUCCGGCCGAGUUGGAGAAGCAGGUCGUCUCCGAGAACAAGGCGGCUGGUGUGGAUAACAUCUUUGUUAACACAACGGCGGCGCACACGAAGCCAUCGCCGAAUGAGCAAACGCCGGCCACCUCGGGCAUUCUGACCAGCCACAUCGAUAGUGUGCAGCGCCUGAAGCAGAUCGAGAACUACCAGCAGAUGAUGACGAUGACGCAGGAGGGGCGCCGUCACAUACCCUUCCAGGGGGAGAAGGUCGGCUCGGCCUCCACCUCGGCGGCGGCAGCAUCUGCCUCCUCGUCCUCCGCCUCGUCGGGGGAUAAUAUAUGUGCCAAUGCCCGUCGCCGGGCCACCGAAUGCUGGGCCACCAAGCUCCAGAACAAGCGCCCGCGUUACAAUGAUCCCGGCACCACGGGCCCCCUGAAUGCCGCGGCCUCCUCCCCAGCUUUAAGCUCGUACAAUGCUGCCUCCUCAUCAUCAUCGUCGUCGACAACAUCAUUGGCCUCUCAGGCGCCACACCUGCGUAAUAAUCCCCUCAAGACGGCCGCCCUGGCCAAUGCCCGUAUGCGUGGCGCGAAGGUGCCAACGGGCAUGGUGCUCAAGCCGGGCACGCGGAUGGCGCCCAUCGGCGGUGGCUACCUGCAGCAGCAACAGCAACAGCAGCAGCAGAAGAUGCGCCAGGUCAACAACUACUCGCCCAGCGAGUUCGAUGUGGACGACCUGAUCGAGGAGGAGGAGAGCAACGAGCUGGACAUGCCGUAUUGAGCGAGCGCCUAAGAGCUGAAUCGAUGGAAAACCAAACCACACGCCACACAAAACAGAACGAAACAAAAGAGAACACUGAGCUUUUCCCCGAAUUUGUUGGCUCCUUGUUUAAGCCACUCCUCAUCACACUUUUGUUUUUGUGCUCGCCGCAUUUAAAACGAACUCGAGGGAAACCGGAACCGGGACCCGGGACCCAGGAGCGAAAACAAAAAAAUAAGCAAAAAAGAAAAGGAAACGCAAUCAAAACACUUAUAUCCAAAGCGAAACAAAAGAUUCCCAUCAAGCAACACCAACAAAACAGCAGCAGCAACAACAAAAUUGAGAGCCAAAUAUUUAACUUAUAAGAUUUACGUUUAAACGACUUUGUAACUUAAGCGAGCACACCAGAAACAAACUAGCAGCGAUAGUAUGUAGAUGAUUAUUGCGAGCCCGAAGGAUCCCAGCAACCUCAAGAACAUCAAGCCGGUAAACCGCGAGCGCUUACCACCACAACGUAAACCUAAGUGUAGCCUUAGAGCCGACAGCAAGAUGGGCGUUAUGAAUACGUAUGCCAGCGUUUUACGUAUGCAACCAAACUCUGGGCCUGCCUGGAGCUACAAUGCGAGCACCGUUUUUUUUUUGUUUGGAUUAAUUAGAUAAUUUACGUGAGCAAGACCACCGCCUAAGCAAAUACUGUAAACCCAAGUGGGAUCGCCCGAGAAGUGGGGUCCCACACCAACGACUUAUCAAGCUGGCAGGCAGACGAGACGGGCGAACGGCUCGGAUCGCAGGCUUGCCUUCCUUUUCUUUUUUCGUUGUUUGAACUCAGCGUCAGACCAAGUUCUUCCCAAGCAAACCAAAAUUCUCAAGAAACAAAGGAGGAGGAGAGACCAGAGCAAGAUCUAGGAUAAUUACACUAAUCGAUUAAUGUAUUUCACACGACUUUUUUUUUGUUUUCGCCCUAAGUUCUAGAUGCUAUAAGCGCUGCUUCGUGUGGAGCAACACAAACGAAACAAAGCAAAACAAAAACUAUUUGAAUAUGAUUAUAAUUAUAUUAUAAUACACACCACAACCACACACACACACACAAACACCUAUAUCUGGUCACUUCUAACCAAUUAUAACAAAACUGAAAAUACAGCAAGUAAUUAUGUUUUAAUUUAUGCUAGUAGUCUGCGAGUUGCGCAGAAACUCGUUGAAUUAAGAGUAAAAACUCGAGGAAGAUGACAAGCUAGGCUAAGGCGGUUUGUGCGCGACUUCGGAUCUAUUAUCAGACGUAUACCUAACGCAUAUAUUCGUAUAUAGUAAUGUUUUUUUGUAUUUCACACUAGUUUUACGGAAAUUCUAGCAAGCAACUAAGCGUAGAUUUACAAACUUGUUCCUGUGUUGUUAAAUCAGAAAGUAAAACAUAAACUUAUUUUAGUUGAAACCUAACGAAGCAUACGCAUACACAAACACUCACACACACACACCUUACACGAGCAUACGUAUACAUAUACAUAAUGUUAAGGCCUCCAAACAAAGCAACAAACAAACAACAAACAAACAAACAACAAACAAAGCGAACGAAUCAUAAGCAAUAAUGGAAUGUUUUCGUUGUAGAAGAGGUAAAAAUUAGACAAACUAAUACUCACGUUGAACAUAAAAUAAACUCUAGAUGUUUUGGCGUGCCUUCACCCGUGACUAGGAGCAGGAAGAGGAGAACGAGAUACGAUAGCCAAUUGUACAAUCAUUGAAAUAGUACUUCCAGACCCAGACCAGGACUCCCACACCCUGUACAUAGACCCAAAUUGAUGUUUUCCAAUCGAACGUGAACUAUUGCCUCAUUCUAACGUUUCCUUUGUGCUUGACAUACCCACAACUCUCAUAUCGUUCAACCUAUGCAUAAUCAAAAUAGCUAACGAAAAGCGGGGGCUUUACUAAUUUACACACUUCUUCUACCAACCUAUGUACUUUGAUUUGCAUAAACAAAAUCGAGAAAUGAAAAUGCCUUUAGGGAACAAAUAACUAGCGCGGAAGGGAAAGAGAUGGGUAGGCUUAGGCGUAGAUACAGAUACGGAUACAGAUACGGAUACAGAUACAGAUACAGAUAUAGGUAAAGAUAUAGGUGUAGGUAUGGGGAUAUUGAACAGAUCGGAGCCGAAAUGUAUUUUUUUGUGUAUGCGAAUGUGGAUAGGUCGAGGCAGACCCGAACGUGUUACAAUUGCAAAAUGAACUAGCCCUAAGCGCCUAGCCCUAAGUUAGCUGAGAAACGGAAUACUAAAUUGUAAGCCAAAAUGCAAAUAGCAAUCUAAACAUCUAAUAUCUUAGCGAGCGAACCUAAUUGUAAUCUAAAUGUACAUAAACUAGUUGUUAACGAGUCGCAGAUACAAGCGAAAGCAAGAAACCAACAUUAGAGUAAUACCUUCGCGUCUAACUGCCUUCGAAGAAAGAAAACCAAGCGAAGCGAGAGAAAAUCCUUUGAAUGCGAUCUAUUUCUAUUAAAAAGACGACUGUAAAUUGCUUCAAUUGAACCUUGAACUUUCACCACAUUUUUGUUAGAGCAACAACAACCAACAACAACAACCAACAACAACAACAACCAACAACAACAACAACAACAACAGACAUACGGAUCGAAAGGCCUAAACAAGUGUAUUUGGUUUCAAGAACUUUGAAAAAGCAAAACUAAAUAUUAACAUAGUAUACAGAUAUAUUUUUGAUUAUUAUGUAUUUAACGAGAACAAUGAAACGAUAAUGAUGCAAGAAUCGAUGAUAACUAAGAGAAAACAAAUUGAGAAAUCAAGUAGCAUAAUUUUGUUUUUGUUUUGCCGUAAAGACUGCAUUAUACCAACAAUUAAUUAUAUACAACAUAAUAAAUAUAAUAAAUAACUGAUAAAUGGC